This is a messenger RNA of Rhagoletis zephyria (snowberry fruit fly), 337 nucleotides long. Its product is annotated as putative glutamine-dependent NAD(+) synthetase. The record is from RefSeq and is a predicted model, not a curated record. NCBI's taxonomy places the organism in Eukaryota, Metazoa, Arthropoda, Insecta, Diptera, Tephritidae. Gene Ontology annotation, biological process: NAD+ biosynthetic process. Gene Ontology annotation, molecular function: NAD+ synthase (glutamine-hydrolyzing) activity; glutaminase activity. Gene Ontology annotation, cellular component: cytoplasm.
AUGAGCGAGUGCAAUCGGCUGGUGCUGGCGACGGGCAACGUCGAUGAGGCUCUCGUCGGCUACCUCACCAAGUACGACUGCUCCUCAGCGGACCUAAACCCAAUUGGCUCGAUCAGCAAGACCGAUCUGCGGCGGUUUGUCGCAUUCUCCGCCGGAAUCAUUGGUCCAAAAGCUUUAGAGGCGGGAAAUCCACUGCAACGCAUUCUCGACGCGACGCCCAGCGCCGAGCUGACCGGAGAGGAGCAGGCCGACGAGGAGGACCUGGGCCUUAGCUAUGAGGAGUUGAGCCUCUUUGGGAGGCUGCGGCGGGGGCAGUACGGCACCUACGGUCCCUAUG